AUGGAGCCUGAAAGUUCGGCCAUCGGGGUCGUUAGUCUCGCCGGGCUGUUCAACGCCUGUCUGGGGACUGUCGCGAGAAUCGAUGCCAACAAAGAAUUCAGGAGUGACUCGCAAGCUCUCGCAGCCCAAUUCCAUGCCAUCAGGCUUCUCUUUGAGCGAUGGGGUCGCGCGGUCGGUCUCGAGAAGGGACAGGUCUCGGUUCAUCACCACCCCGUCCUGGAAGACCAGUCUGUUUGUCUCGUGGUCGCUGAAAUCAUUUCGAUGAUCCGGAACAUAGUCGUCGGUCUAGAGACUCUAGAAGAUGCAGCAGCCACAAAGCCGUCCGGCUUGACUCGACGCCCGGCUAUCUCAUCCGCUCCCCUGGCGCCAAAACGACAGAAGCUUGCGUCGGCGCUGAGAGGAAAUGAGAGUCUGGCCGCUGAAGUAGAAACGGUAGACGGUUUAGUUCGAAAGCUGUAUGAGCUCAUCCCUACCGGGGACUCGAGCAAGGCAGCCGAAAUCAAUGCAACCAACAGUGACGCCUUUCGGAAGCUACAAGCCGGCACAGAAUCGUGGACCAAGGAAAUCCAGAGCACGCUGAAGAAAAUUGAGCAAGACAAUGAGGCCGAGACGCGGAGGGAAUUGCACAUGUGGAUAGCAGCCGACAUUCCGAGCGACGUCUAUGAAGAUCUCAAAGAGACUCGAGCACCAGGCACCUGUAACUGGAUCCUAGACCGAAAGGAGUUUCGCGGCUGGCUCAAGUCAAAUGAGAACUCUUCCGUGUCCCCGGUGCUGUGGGUUAAUGCCAUUGCAGGCUGUGGGAAGACUGUAUUAUGCGCAAGGGUAGUUGAGCACCUCUCAGAGACCCUAAACACGCCUAUUGCUCAAUUUUUUCUGUCCUCCCAAAACGCGAGCCGGGAUGACCCUUACCUAGCUAUCCGAUCAUGGAUUGUUCAGGUUAUAGGUCAGAACGCCGAUGCAUUCAACCUUGUUCGAACAAAACGGCUGUCCCAACACGAGCAGACUGCGAGCCGCAUGACUAUCAUCUCUCUUUUUCAAGAAAUAUCACAAACAAUACCUAGCUGUACCUUCGUUUUAGACGGCCUUGAUGAGUGUAAUUGGGUUGGCCCUCAUCACCAAAACCAUAACUCGAUCAAGGCCUUCCUGCAAAUCGUUGGAGAAACUAUGGAGAGAUCCACUAGUCGUUUCAUUCUGUUUAGCCGCAACGAUGAAAGUAUCCGAAACAGCUUGCACGAUAGUCUUGCUCGUGGCUUUAAUGAAAUACGGGUGAUGGCUCGCGAUGUAUAUGACGAUAUCGUCUCCUAUUCAAGAACUAUCGUUAACGAAAAAAUAUCAAACAAGCCCCAAGAUCUCAAAGAGAACAUUUCGCAACAACUAGCGGACCAAUGUGAUGGACAAUUUCUUUGGGUACGGUUGCAAGCAACGAAGCUACAAAAGAUAUCGAAUAAAUUUCAGCUUCAAAGAGACAUCAGCAAUACUCCGGCUGGGCUUGGACAGCUAUAUGAGCGAGAAUGGGAAUCUAUCAAUACAAAUCCUGAUGUAGACACAGAACGGGCACUCUCUCUACUCAAGUGGGCUGCAUUUUCUAUCCGACCUCUAUCAGUCAGUGAGAUCGCGGUAGCCGUGCUUAUCAAACCCGGAUGCCCUGGUGUGCCAGUGGAAGAGCUACUAGAUCCUGGUGACGGGGUACAUCUCGUAGAGGAUAUCAAGGCCCACAGUGGCUCACUUCUCGAGAUCAUUGCCGACAACAAGAGUACGAAGGGGGCGCAGAAUACAGAAGAUAUACGCUCCAUGAUGGUGCAUAUAACCCACUUCUCUGUCAAGGAAUUCAUUCUCACAAGCCUUCUGGUUUCUGAUGUUUCACUCAAACGUAACUCGGCUAUUUCUAUAUCAUACGAGCAACUUCAACAUAGUGCUCUUGCCGAAGCUUGUCUCCAGUAUAUCUUUCACCCCCACGUAUGGAAAAUGCAUGCUCUGCCAAAGGAAGCGCAUGGGUUUGAAACAGCUUUCCUCGAUUAUGCCGCAGGCAGCUGGUACACACAUGCAAACAUUGGAUCAGGAAAUGCUGAGAUUGUCAACCUGGUCAACGACUUUUUCAGCGAUACAACUGGAUGUUUUGAUGAAUGGAGACGAUGGAUCAACACACAAGCGUAUAAUCGAGGUGUAUUAUCGCAAACUCCUAAUGAAGAAAGCCAAGCAAAUCGAUUACCUUAUGCUAUAUCCAUGCGACUUAGAAGUGCCACAGAGUAUCUUCUAACCGCAGGGAACUAUGAGAUCAACGGAAGAGGAUACCACGGAGAAACGCCUCUCAUAGCAAGCUGCCGCACUGGUCAAAUUGAGGUUGUCAACCGUCUCCUCUCGUUUGGGGCAGACAUGUCCCUACCAAGCCUAGAGGGCUAUAUGCCACUCUGUAUUGCAGUAGAUCAAGGAUACAUAGACAUAGCUAGGGUUCUCUUGGAGGCGGGCGCUGAUGCCAACAUUAGAAAUAUCGAGGAAACUGGACGAAACCCACUGAUCUGGGCCUCGUCUCAUGGCCACCCAGAGCUGGCCAAGUUGCUAGUUGACAACGGGGCUGACGUCUCUUUACCAGACAAGUCGGGCAACACGCCCUUACUGGUAGCCGUUCAAGAAGGUCACCUCCAAAUCGCCCAGUUGCUGGUCGAUUCGGGGGCUGGCACCACUGCGUCUAGUAAUGGCGGACACUCACCUUUGUUCUUCGCUUGCAUGAACGGCAAUGAACCCAUCACAGAGCUACUUAUUGAUAAAGGGGUUGGCCUCCCAGGAAUGGUAGAUGAGCAUGGUUCCGCGCUCCAUGCCGCUGCAUCUGGAGGUCAUAUGGAAGUGGCCAAACUCUUACUGAACAAAGGAGCGCAAGUUGACUGCUUUGAUGAGGCCAUGAAGACGUCAAUAUACAAUGCUGUUAAUGGUGGCCAUUUUGGGAUGACGGAGCUUCUCAUUAAGGAAGGGGCAGACUUGUCACUUCGACCAAGGAGUAGUGAAAGUCUACUUCAUGCAGCGGCACGAAACGGCCACUUGGAAAUAGCCCACCUGCUAAUCGGGGCGAAAAGGGAUCUCAUCUUCACCCGGGAUGGCGUCGGAGAUAGCCCACUGAUCUCAGCUCUGUAUGCCGGACAUCUGGAACUGGCUCGACUUUUGCUUGAGGAAGAACCAACUCUGAUUCCUGCAGCAGACGACCAAGGCUGGACCCCGCUGCAUACAGCCACAUCGUUUGGCCACCUGGAGCUUUGCGAGCUCCUUCUAAGCAAGGGGGGCAAUCCAUCGUGCCAAACUGAUGAAGGGAAUACUCCACUUCACAUUACUGCAAGUGAAGGCUUCCUGGAUGUUUGCUUGCUACUUUUAGGGAAGGGAGCGAGGCCAUCAUGCCAAAACAAAGGUGGAAAUACUCCGCUUCAUAUCGCUGUGCGUGAAGGCCACUUGGAGGUAGCUAAUUCUCUUCUUGAGAAAGGAGCAGAUCUUAAUAUUGUGGAGAAAAAUGGAUGGGCUCCCAUCAAUAUUGCUGCAGUAAAGGGUCAUCUAGGUGUGACGAAGCUACUUCUUGGGAAAGGGGCAAACCUUGCUAUUGCAGAGAAGACAUCUGGAAGGACACCGCUCCUGCUCGCUGCAAGCCAAGGCCACUUGGAGAUGGUCAAGCUACUUAUUGAGAAAGGGGCAGACCUCAAUACUUCAGAUGAUGAUGGGAGGACUCCGCUCCUUUUUGCCGCAGGUCGAGGCCACUUGGAGAUGGUCAGGCUACUUCUUGAAAAGGGGGCCAGUAUCAAUACAGGAGACAAGACAUGGACCACGCCCUUGCAUGCAGCAUGCCACAGCGGCAAUAUCGAGGUGGUGGGCUUUCUACUUGGACAGCCUGGUAUUCAUCCAAAUACCCUCAAUCUCUUCGGCCGCCCGCCAUUGUGCGAUGCGGCUCGCCGUGGUCAGACUGACGUUGCCAAGGCAUUGCUCUGCAACAACGCCAGGGCAGACAUAUCGGACGGGCUUGGCCUGCCGCCUUUAUUUUACGCUUUGCGCAACGGCCAGAGCGAGGUUGUACAGCUCCUGUUACCGAAAACUCCGGGAUGGAAGAACUGGAAGGACGGCCUCGGGCGAGAUUUUGUUUGGUGGGCACAUCAUAUCAAGUCUCCGCGGAUCACGCAGCUCUUGGUGGACCAUGAUGCUGAUAUCAAAAGCUGUCACAGUGAGGAUGGCGCGAGAGACGUCUCAAGUGACCCGCCUCCCCCCUUGAGCAGAUCAAGAGGCUUUUGUGAUUGCUGUAUAGGCUCAGUGUUGAGGGGUACGCCGCUCUACUUUUGCAGCAUAUGUUGGGCUGGACAAUUUUGCAUUUGCAUCGAGUGUUUUGAAGGGGGGCUAAGAUGUUUUGACGAUUCUCAUGAGUUGACAUUAAACUAA
Clonostachys byssicola is the source of this 4404-nucleotide messenger RNA. NCBI's taxonomy places the organism in Eukaryota, Fungi, Ascomycota, Sordariomycetes, Hypocreales, Bionectriaceae. The record is from the annotation of a GenBank genome assembly.